CAAAUCAUCGUCACAAAAAUCGAGCACGAUGUCGUCGUUGCGGUAUACCGCCGUCUCGUAGUUGUCCCAGCAUCGUUAACACCGCAGACGGUCUUGUGAUAAAUUUCCAGCACAUAGCGAAAUAAAUUGCAUCGUGGAUCAUCAGACAUACGUAUACGGAAGGACUGACAUCCCACAAAAAAACCUACACCUCAAAGUCCAUGGAGUCUCGGAGCAGAAAAUUGAGCAAAAUGGGGACUAUGAAAAAUUCUGAAACAGAGAUGGAAGUGUAUGAGAGGAGUAACCGGCGCUUAUCGGCCAGAUGAUAAAUAGCAAAUACUGAAGACGGAAAAUACACUUCAACCGUGAUGGAGGCUCACGUCGAUCAAGCCGCAAACGCAACUGUGGAAAAUCCAGUCUUCUUCGAUGUACCAAUCAUCUUGAGAGCUAUCGUGCUCUGUCUCCUCAUACUCAUCACCAUUGUAGGAAAUUUGUUCGUAAUAGCGGCUAUUCUAUUAGAGCGAAACUUACAAUCUGUAGCAAAUUACUUAAUUGUCAGUUUGGCUGUGGCGGAUCUUAUGGUUGCCUGCCUUGUUAUGCCUCUGGGAGCUGUUUAUGAGAUAAACUCGGGGUGGUCACUCGGUCCGGAGCUCUGCGACAUGUGGACCAGCAGCGACGUUCUGUGCUGCACAGCCUCAAUAUUGCAUCUGGUGGCUAUCGCGGUCGACAGAUAUUGGGCAGUCACCGAUAUCAAUUAUAUACAGGCGAGGAAUCCGAGAAGAAUCGGCAUCCUGAUCAUCACCGUGUGGGUGGUAUCCUUAGGAAUCUCAUUAGCGCCUCAGCUCGGAUGGAAGGAUCCUGAUUAUUUGGUCCGCAUAGCCCAAGGGACGUGUCUCGUGUCGCAGGAUCCUGCAUAUCAGAUUUUCGCAACUUGCGCAACGUUUUAUGUUCCGCUGCUAGUUAUUUUAUUCCUGUAUUGGAGGAUAUUCCAAGCGGCACGAAAGAGGAUUAGGAAGAGGCCUGGCACUAUUCUUCAACCGCCGCGUGAACGAAGGGGCAUCCUCAGGCUCGUCACGAGAAGGCCGCGUGAGGAAUCAACGGCGUUCACCAUCACAAGAACCACACCAGACCAUUCGUCCAUCUCUCCAGAGAAAUCGUCGUCAUACAACGGCGCGAAUGCCACACCAUCGACAACGGUAACACCGACGGCGGUCUCGACGACGACAACAACCACCACCACGACGACGUUGACAAAUCUGACCAGCACGAGCCAGCAACCGGUGGUCAAGUGCACGAAGCGCACACGCGAGACGAUCGAGUCGAAGCGCGAGCGUAAAGCAGCGAAGACCCUGGCGAUCAUCACCGGUGCCUUCGUCGCCUGCUGGCUACCGUUCUUCUUCGCCGCACUGCUGCAAGCCACAUGUCAGACUUGCAAACCACCCGAGGUCGUGUCCAGUGUGUUCCUAUGGCUUGGAUAUUUCAAUAGCACCCUCAACCCCGUAAUUUACACUGUGUUCUCGCCGGAAUUUCGGCAGGCAUUCAAAAGGAUGCUGUGCGGUGGUACGCGGGGACUUCGCUGACAGUGGAUUUAAUUCCUUUGCUCC
Cyphomyrmex costatus is the source of this 1583-nucleotide messenger RNA. RefSeq names its product serotonin receptor (gene 5-HT1). Gene Ontology annotation, cellular component: plasma membrane. The record is from RefSeq and is a predicted model, not a curated record. Lineage: Eukaryota; Metazoa; Arthropoda; Insecta; Hymenoptera; Formicidae. The transcript is spliced from 8 exons. Gene Ontology annotation, biological process: adenylate cyclase-activating adrenergic receptor signaling pathway; positive regulation of MAPK cascade. Gene Ontology annotation, molecular function: G protein-coupled receptor activity. Bases 348 to 1559 code for a protein of 403 amino acids.